CUGAAGCCAACCUGGAGGCCGCACGGCCCGCCUCCCCUCCAGCCUCGGCCAAUCACAUUGGGGCGCAGAAACGAACCGCCUGGCAACCGCGCCAAGGAGCGCUCUUAUUGGGCGACGCUCGUGGGGGCUGGGAGGGGGCGGUGCGCGACCGGGCGGAAGUGGGGCGUCGCUCCUCUGAUGGCGUGGCACGCGGCGACCGGGGCGGUUCCGUCGGUGUGCGACGGCGGCUGCAGCUCGGCCGGCUCGCGGACAUGGACUCCGCCGGCCAAGAUAUCAACUUGAACUCCCCUAACAGGGUGCUGCUCUCAGACUUUGGGCCGGAGCCUGCUGUCCCUGUGGGGGUCGCUGUACCUGCCAUUGUGCCUGGGCUGACGGAGGCUGAGGCUGAGGAGCUGCGUGCAGAGCUUGUCAAGGUGGAAGAAGAAAUUGUCACCCUGCGCCAGGUGCUGGCGGCCAAGGAGAGGCGCUGUGGAGAGCUGAGGAGGAGGCUGGGCCUCUCGGCGCUGGAGGGGCUCAGGCAGAACCUGUCGAAGAGCUGGCACGACGUGCAAGUGUCCAAUGCCUAUGUGAAAACUUCUGAGAAACUUGGAGAGUGGAAUGACAGAGUGACCCAGUCUGAUCUGUAUAAGAAAACUCAAGAGACGCUGUCGCAGGCGGGGCAGAAGACCUCGGCUGCCCUGUCCACUGUGGGCUCUGCCAUCAGCAAGAAGCUUGGGGACAUGAGCAGCAGCCACUCCAUCCGCCACUCAGUAAGCAUGCCGGUCAUGAGGAACUCCGCAACCUUUAAGUCGUUUGAAGACCGAGUCGGGACCAUCAAGUCCAAGGUUGUGGGUGGCAGAGAGCACAGCAACGACCCUAACCCUUCGUCCCCGGGAAGUGACGACCAGCCCCUGCCAGACCACAUGCCUUUCUGAGGCACCAAACACUGCAAGCACACCCUGGCCCUGGCUGCAGCUUGACAUGUGGCAGAACUGGCGGGACGACGGC
Messenger RNA from Ochotona princeps (American pika), 987 nucleotides. It is a transcript of the gene TPD52L2, whose product is annotated as TPD52 like 2. The record is from RefSeq and is a predicted model, not a curated record. Bases 252 to 914 code for a protein of 220 amino acids. Lineage: Eukaryota; Metazoa; Chordata; Mammalia; Lagomorpha; Ochotonidae. Gene Ontology annotation, cellular component: cytoplasm. The transcript is spliced from 9 exons.